CCAAAGCGGCAAUAAUUCAAUUGAUGUUCAAAAGUCAAUAUUUGGCUUUACUUCAUUUUACGAUAUCUACAGAACUAAGUGAACUUUUUUAGUUGCAUAUUUAUUUUGGUUUCAGUGUGGCCCGAACAUUAUUAUAAGGUUUGGAUUUCCAUUCACAGUCUAAUUUAAGAGCAAGGAAGAUGAGUUCAGAAGAAAACAUAUUUUUGUUUGUGCCAAAUUUAAUAGGGUAUGGCCGGAUCUUGCUGGCGAUCGUCUCAUUCUACUUCAUGCCCACCAACCACAUUGUCUCGUCGUGGUGCUACAUCAUCAGUGGCUUGUUGGACGCGUUUGAUGGCUACGCGGCAAGGUACUUCAACGAAAGCACCAAGUUCGGGGCGAUCCUAGACCAGCUGACGGACCGCUGUGGCACCAUGUGUCUCCUGGUGACACUCAGCUACUUCUACCCGCGCUACAUGUUCCUCUUUCAGCUGAGCAUGUGCAUCGACAUAGCCUGCCACUGGAUCUACCUGCACACGACGCUGCUGCAGGGCAAGACGAGCCACAAGUUCGUGGACGUGGCCGAGAACCCGGUGAUGCGCGUGUACUACACGUCGCGGCCCGUGCUGUUCUGCAUGUGCGCGGGCAACGAGCUGUUCUACGCCUCGCUCUACCUGCUGCACUUCACGGAGGGGCCCGUGCUGGGCGGGCUGAGUCUGUUCCGCGCCGUGUGCUACGCCACGCUGCCGGUCGCAAUCAUCAAGUCCCUGAUCGCGCUGCUGCAGGGCUUCGUGGCGUGCCGCAACCUGGCCAUCAUCGACGUGAAGGAACGCGAGGCAGCCACCAAGUCCCAGUAGGCCCUCAGCGUCCCCGCUUGUCUGGACAUCGGGUUCAUCCCAUUGGACAAACUUUCAAUUUUAAUUAUAAACAUGUUUCACAAAACUAUUUGUUUUGUUAAUCCUAUAUGUAGGUUAAAAACUUAUGUCCAUGUACACAGUUGUAUUAAAACUAAAAUUUAUCUGUAGGAAAAGUUGUAUUUAUAAAGGAAAAAAUUAAUUGUUUUACCCACAUAAAAAUUUAAUACACCCAUUUUAAGGCCAAUUCUCUUUGAUCCGGACUUUUGGUGUACCGCAUAGGGUCCAGUCCAAUCUAGUCUGGAUUAGCAAGACUCUACUGUAUCUUAAGUUACACAGCAAAUAAAAAAAAUGGUUGUUGUAUGCUAUAAUCUUAAUUGUAUGUCUCACACUUAAAUAAAACUGCAUUCAAUGAGAUCUUAGCUAUAAGAUCAUGCAGUAUACCCAAGGUACUUUCUUCAGAUACUAUGUUAGUUUUUGUAACUAGAACCCCGAUUUUGCGAACACUGAUUUAACGAAAACAGCGAUUUAACGUAAAGGUUUUCAGGAACCAUUAAAAAAAACACCAAUUUAUUAAAAUAAUAAUAUAGAUUUCCAAAAAAUGAAAGUAAAUAGUAAUGGAAUCUUAUUAAAAAUUACACUUUGUGGUGUCAGUAAUAGAAUGGAGGUACUAUAUAUUAAUAUGUGCCUUUGCAUCAUCUGUCCAAAUACGAAAAAAUUAAAAAAGUUGUUCAAAUUGCUUAAAAACUGCGGGCGCUGUAACUGAAUUGCGUAGGUGCGUGCCAUUGCGCGCGCCUGGAUAGAUAGACUGUCCGCGACACAUGACGUCAUGAAGGGUUUCUUUGUCCGCAUCCCCCUCCCCCUCUUUUAUGCCUGGCUUGACUCACCACGUUAUCUUCCAAACACGCCUGCAUAGUAACAGUGCUAGCCAAUAAUCACACGUUUCCAAAUAUUCCCUUUCCCAUCCUCCAGGUUUUUUCAACUUGUGACCACGUCACACCAAUACGCCAUUAUCAUUAUUCUCUAGAGGUGUAAAAGUAACGAAAAAAAGCGUCUCCGUAUGUAUUCGUUACUAUAACAAUUAGUACUCGUUACUAUCGUAUCACGUUACAUUACUCGUUACUUCUGAUACCGCAUAACAUGCUAUGUUAUGUUGCAGCAACGAAUCGAGUCGUAUUGCGUACGCGUACAGUAUGACGUCGCGUAAAUAAUAAUAAAUAGAAUAUAAACAAUUAACAAUAUUUGAUAAAUAACAGUUUUUGUUAACCAAGAAACAAUUAAAUCUUAUUAGAGCGGCUUUUUUAUACUAUCUCUUUUAAGAUAACAAAAAAAAACGUGAAAAUACGCGAUAAUAAAAACAUAUUUCUAAUUUGUAAACAAUACUUUCUUACGUUGUUUCUGUUCCAAUCUCAAACUUUGUCUACACACACAAUACCUUUAAUAAACAGUAAAAAAAACUUUGAUGACGAAUUACCAAAUUAUACUUAACUUAAUAAACAAACAUCGUUCUUUGUAACGCAAAUUCAUCGAAUAUGCGCGCGCAUGCGUAAAACGUACGAAAAAUGCGAGUAACGAGAUGCAGCCGUGUGUAACGUUUCGUUACUAGUUACUAGAUGGCGCACCUGUUACUCGGUACCGAAUACAUACUGUUUGCUACAGCUUUAUUAUUCUCAGUAAGAGCUUUGUGCGCGGUGUUUAGUUUUUGGAAUACGUUUUUUAUAAGUGCUGCGCAGCUCAGCGAACAAAGAGAGUCAGCCGGCGGCUACGCCGCGCCGUAAUAGCAGCUGACCGAGUACAAUGACCUUUCUCCGCGUACGGCGCGCUAUUGUCGGAAAUUUUCCAUCAAUUUGCGGCCAAUUUUUUUAUUUUUUACUGUGACGCAAUGUGUAUGUAGCUCGUAUUUGUUAUAAACGCUGCAGGUUGCGACUGUAUUUUAAUACACUUUAACGUAUUUCUUACACUUUACAUAUUUUUAAACUUUUAUUUUAUGCCUCAUUUUUCACGGUUUCUGAAAAUCUGUAUGUACGACCGAGGUGUACGUACGAACCGGGGGCCGUACGAGCGAGAUUAAAAGACGUUGAAGUUGUAAAGAUGACGAAGUCUGAGAUAGCACGGCAGCACAAGAUAUCAGCGUCGACCCUGUCUACGAUAUGGAAACGGUAGGGACGCGAUUAUGAGUGCGGGGGUCAUUGAAAAUCGGAAAAUCGGAUUUAACGAAACAUCGAUUUAGAGUAAACAUUUUCGGUAACCAUAGCACUUCGUUAAAUCGGGGUUCUACUGUAUUUGCUCUGAUUGCAUACAACCACAGUAAAAGUAAUGCGUUGUGUUUGUUAGUUCCACGAGUCUGGAAUUCAGUUCUAGGCACCAAUGACUAGAUACCUCAGUACAAUACUACUGUCACAACUCAGAAAAAACACAAAAUUGCUGGGGUCAAAAUUCUGAAGUUGCUAUUUUCGGAGCUGUAAAGCUAUCACACAGGUUUUGCAAUAUUCUGUGGUUUCUACGUAAGCCUGUGUAUAAAAAGACAGCUGUUACAACAGCAUGUCAACAUCCGUUCCUCGGGGAGUAUCCGCAGGUCAGUGCUGUUGUGAACCUUCAUUGCUUCAAGCACUUGAACUCUCCUUCAUACUUCCCUGAAAGACUGCUGGUUGAAAUUUUAAUAAUUUUGUACCUGUUUGUGUUUGUGUAAAACAUACAAUUAUUUUACCUCUGUUAGUUAAUUUGUAGGUUUCCUUGAUGCAAGUUACUUUCUUAUCAGUUGAUACUUCAAGCACAUGACAGUUUUAGAAAUGUUUCUAUGAUCUGUCUUCCUUGGUGUGAGCCUCAAGCCAUGUAUUUUACAUCAAGGUAAUGGGUCUGUUACUAGGUGUUGGUUGACAGGGAUCCACCCAGCAUCUCUUAAGGAAACUCCGUGGGGGUGUUGGCUCCCCCUUCCUUCUUUCUCCUACCUUGCGAGGCCAAGCAGAUUUUGUACGUUAUUUAAAUGGUUUGUGCAAUGGUGAAUAUUGAUUUAAAUCUUGCAAUGGCGUAUGUACAAAAUAGUGAUUUAAAUCAUUAGAUUUUGUGCUCAAAUAACUUCAUUUUAAAAUUCACUAAAUUCAGACUUUUGUUACUUUGUCGCAGAUUUCUGGGGCGCUCUACUUUGGUGUGUACUUCAUGAGUUUUUAUUGGUUACCAUUCCGGGUCUGUGAUGGCUUAAGUCCUUCUGCGUUGCUUUAUUUCAGUUGGUUAUGUUUUGUCAUUUAAGCAUUUCUGCAUCACAUUACCAGCAGGUUUGUUAUACGACCAACUACAUUUGUCUUAGAAGGCUUUAAAUUUUAAAAGUGUUGAGUUUUGCCUUCUAAAAGACAUAUAAACUCUUUCCCUUUAUAGUUAUUUUGUUGUAAAGUCAGCUGAGCAUUAUAUUUUAUUUUUGUUUGUUUUGUCAAGGUUGAACUUGAUUAGAAGUUUUUUUUUUUUUGGUUACCAGGAAAAAUUAAAAAUACCAUUAAUGCAGUUUUAUUUUAUAAAGGCAGCCAUUCAAAUUAAAAGAAAAUUAACACUUAUUAACUUUUUCAAUUGUACUGUGGAAACCAUCUGUGUCAUUUGUGAACUACAUAUGUAGCUAUAAUCAGUUUCUGGCAUGUUGCUGUUGUGGACUCCAGAUGUCUUCAUUCUGUCUCUUUGUAAAAUCAUGUUUUUUAAAUGAAGCAGAAUGUAGGACCUACUAUUUGCACAGUGAAUAUAGUCCAAUCCUGAAAAGCUAUGAAAAGCUGCCUUCACACGUGCGUUCUUUACCACAUAAGUUGCAGUUUGAAGCAGGAAAACUAGUUUCACAAAAUAUUUUUAUCAUGUUCUUCAUCGUAUCCAAUUUUGUUUGAAUACUCUUUGGAUUUUACUCACCACAACAAUAGAUAUGCUAUAGUUUUUUGUUAUUAUGUUACAUUUAUAAAUUAGCUUACACUCACCUUUGUGCAACAGUAGUGUGCAACAUUGUGUGUGUGUGACCUUGGUACCUUACAACGUAUGCCUGCCUGAACAACAGUACAUAUUGCACGUGUGUCACUCCUAAUUGUACACUUGCCUGCAUGCCACGCUUAAGUUUACAUGCACACACUUGCAUGCAUACUUAAGUAGCACAUCCUAAAUCCAAAUACUGUAGAGGGAGAAUACAGGACAGCUCUAUACUAAUAGCACAGCCGCGCGGGCGAAGAGCGUCAGUGCUGCUACCUAGCGGCUCGGCGUGAUAACAGCACCUACGGCCAUGCAUUCCAAGCCUAAAAUGUAUUAAAUUCAACUCGUCAUUGCACCUAGACUAAUCAACAGAUUCUUUUGAAAAAAAUUGUGUUGAACCUUCGUAUUCUUUGCGGCCAUGCAGAUGUAAAUUUAUUUGCUGAAAAGUUAGUUGCUUUCGAUGUAAAAAAUAGUUAACAAUGAACAGCAUAUUUUCAAGGAAAAUUGAAGUAAAAAUUUUCAAAGCAUUCUAUUGCUAAUCAUCGUUCAUUUAGGGAAUUAUCUAAUGAAUUAAUUAAACUAUCCAAAUUUUUUAGCCACUAAAUACUAUAUUGAUUUGCUAUCGUUCAACAGCAUAUUGGUUAAAAGUUUUUUUAUGAAUAUGUAAUGAGUAUAUAAUGAGUACAGUUGUUCAUAUAGUGUAUAAUACGUAUAUAAUAAUAUAUGUACAGUUAACAGAGAUUUGAGCACGAUAUUAUGAAAUUAAAUAACAUGUACAUUUAAAUAAUAUUAAAAAUUAAAGGGAGAUGAAAAAAUACAUAAUUUCAGUAUGACAUAAAUAUGUAGAAGUACAUAGCGUUUGACACAAUGUAAAAAAACAAUAUAAUCCUUAAAUUAGAACUUACAAUUGCACCAUAUUAAGCUACCAUAAAUAUUAAAUAUGUAUUAAUACCUUGUUACUUAAAAAUAAUAAUAUUUAAAUUAAUGCAUUAUUACAAUGGUACCAGAGCUAGAACAAGUUUUACAAGAUUCACUUCCAUUGUAAAUGAAAAAGGCAAAUAAUAUACAAGAGACAAAUAUGCUUUUAAAAUUUUAUCCAGCUGUACCUAAAUAGGUAGCAAGAAGUUUAUUUUCCCCGAUCAUACGUUAUAACCACUGCUAUGCUAGAUAUUCCAUACAAUCUACUAGUGCAUGACUUCUUUUGCUUUUUUUUUUUUCUUUACUCCGGGUUCUCCCACAUUCAUCGUAAAACAAAUAUAUUUAUGUCAUAAUCAAUUGUUUUAUAAAAGGUGUAAACAAUGCUUUUGCGAGGAAAUACAUUAUCUGAAAAGGAAUUGUGUGAAAAUAAGAAGAAAAAAACAAAGCAUAAAAUCACUAUAAUAUCAACAAACCAAGAAAUAAGGCAUAUUUAGUUAACAAUGAAAGCGGGAAGUGGUAAAUAUUACAACUCACGAUAGUAUGUUUUUCUAAAAGAAAUAUUUUGACUUGAGGAAAAUUUUUACGUUCUAUAAGGCAAUAGAAUUUAAAAAAAAUAUAUUUAAUAAUAAUUCCUUUCAAUUCUGACGGUUACUCUUUGUACUUCAGCGAGUUUAGUUUCAGAGGUUUUCGUAUGGCGCGGCCGUGGUCGCGGCAGCUAGGGGUAGUCAUCACGCCGAGCCGCGAGAGCGCAGCACCGUCUGUUUCUCGCGAAAACGAGCGAGCUGUCCUGUAUUCUCCCUCUACAGUAUUUGCUAAAUCUUACUGCUAGGAAUCUGCGUAUGAAGGCCGCUUAAGUCACUAUAAAAUGUCACCAUAAAAUCUAGAGCUGGGUGUGAUCCGGGUUUUUCUCUAAAAUCUAAGAAUGUGUCCUUCCCUUAAGUCGGGUGGGAAAUUAAUUUUUCCCGUUUCCCAAUUUUAUUCCAGUAGUAUUCAUUUCUAUUUGCCAAACUCUGUUAUUAAAACUAUUUUCAAACUAAGCACCGAACUCUUACCUUAUUCAAUAAAUGCACGCGAUGAAAAACACAAUUUUUAGCAGUUCAAACUCAAACUGGUAAUGGUGAUGUACUGAAUAUUCACAGGCAUGAUUACAAGUAUUUGAAACAAACCAAAUAAUAAAACUUAUGUCUUGGCCAUCAUAAAUAAGUAAAACAAGGAAUAACUUGAAUUAUAACUGUAAAUAUGAGCUACAUUCAUCACUAUUUCACAAAUAAGGCUUUUUGUUUUAAUUUUUCAGCUAUCACAAAAUUAAAUAAGGUUAGUCUUAUUUUGUGGUAUUUUGUUUUUUUUAAAUCAAUGAAUAAAUACUAAAUUAUUGUACCUACACAAUAAAAAGAACAACAUUUUACCUUUAAAAUAGUAUAGAAAUUAUCUGAAAAUAUAACCUAAAAUAAUUCCCACUCCUGUCCCGUUUUCCAUGGGAAAAUUAUUUUCCCGCCAGAAAUUUUCCAAACCCAAAUUACCAAUUUUGCUCAGCUCUAAUAAAAACUUAAGUUUUUAUUGUUUCACUGAUUUAAAAUUAACACCAUAAAAAUGUUGUUUUAAAUGUUGGAAGGAAAAUUAUAUUAAGUAUCUAUGUACUCCAUAUAUUAUGAUGUUCAAUAGUAGUUGUGAGUGUUUUUAAAAUUGUGAAACUAUGUUUUUGUCUUAUAGUACAAUUUGUAGUACAAGGCAAGAAUAAAAUUUAAUGUUCUUUUUUAGAGUAUUAGUUUAGUCCCAAAUCAUUAAGUAUGUGAAAAAAUUAUAUGGUAAAUAUGUGUUACUUGUGUUACAAGAUAAAAACUCUAGGGAAAUGUUUGUGUUCUGUUUGAAUAUUAUUUUACUGUGAUGCUGUUUUUUUAGCAUUAUUAUCUGUUUUACAUUGACUCACAUUGUGUUAAUCAUUUAUGUAAGCUAUUCAUAUUUUUAUUAUUUAUUAUGAUUCCCAAAGAAAUAAUAUUAUAUUUGUUAUUAGUGUGUGUGUUCAUGUUUUAUUGAUUAAAUUCUUUAAGAUGCACUUGAAGGUAGAUAUAAUAAAUAUUCUGCAACUUAAAAUUUUGAAUGCAACUUUUGCCAAGUUUCUAUCACAAAAAAUCCUUGAUAAAAUGUUAUAUAUUAUAAUGUUAAUUUGUUGGUUUUACGUUUGUACUAUCAUUUUUGUUGAUUUUUAUUAUGUUACUCUUCUCAAAGCACUCUUGACAUUCAGUUGUGAUUUAUAGCAUUUGCUGCUAGUAUUUGUAUAGAUGUUUAAACUCUUGUGCAAUGAUUGAUGUUAUUUGUAUGCCAUAAUGAAUGACUGUAAAAAGAUUAAUGAAAAAUCAACCUUUCAUUGAAAUUAUUUCCCCACUGUUUAUUAUUACUGUUAUUACUAAUGUUUGUAGAAAAGUGAUUCUUAACUGUUAUAUUAUAUGAGUACAAAAACAAUAAACAUGUUACUGAUAAUUAGCUGCAAUUACAGGAAGUCAAGUCAGUAAUAGGAUGGCGUAUGAAGCUCAGGUCUUUCGUGUUCUAGCGAGUGUGGGUGGUGACAUCAGUGUGGUCUGUAUUGGCAUGACUUGUGCUGUCACCUUCAAUGUCCACUAGUGUGUACAACCUGUGGAGACCGUGGCAUGCUGUCCCUCCUGCCGCCUCCUGGGUCCCUGUCCUGUGAGAGAGCCCUGGCGCUCCCUCUCGCUCAGUGCAUCAGAGUCCUUCUCUUCACAUCUACUAUAGUCUACAGUCUGUGGAGACCAUGGCUAGCUGUCCCUCCUGCCGCCUUCUGGGUCCCUGUC
Bacillus rossius redtenbacheri is the source of this 8488-nucleotide messenger RNA. RefSeq names its product CDP-diacylglycerol--inositol 3-phosphatidyltransferase (gene Pis). The transcript is spliced from 6 exons. Gene Ontology annotation, biological process: phosphatidylinositol biosynthetic process. Gene Ontology annotation, cellular component: membrane; Golgi apparatus. Lineage: Eukaryota; Metazoa; Arthropoda; Insecta; Phasmatodea; Bacillidae. The record is from RefSeq and is a predicted model, not a curated record. Bases 180 to 833 code for a protein of 217 amino acids. Gene Ontology annotation, molecular function: CDP-diacylglycerol-inositol 3-phosphatidyltransferase activity.